This is a messenger RNA of Amborella trichopoda, 615 nucleotides long. NCBI's taxonomy places the organism in Eukaryota, Viridiplantae, Streptophyta, Magnoliopsida, Amborellales, Amborellaceae. The record is from RefSeq and is a predicted model, not a curated record.
AUGGGUGUUUGCUCAUUUAACCUUCAAUUCCAAUAUAUUCUUGCUGGAUGGGAGGGUUCUGCUGCUGAUUCCCAUGUUUUGCAAUCAUCACUCUCCUGUGAUGAUCCUCUUGUAGUUCCCAAUGGAAAAUACUACACUGUAGAUCUCGGGUAUCCUAGUAUCCAAGGAUUUAUCGCCCCUUAUCAUAGGACUCGUUACCAUUUGAAUGACUAUGGUCAUGAUAGAGAAAGACCACAGAACUACAAGGAGUUAUUUAAUAAACGACAUUACUCGCUCAGAAAUGCCAUUGAAUGUGCUUUUGGAGUUUUGAAAGACACAAUACAACUAGAGAAGGAUAUUGAUGAUGAUGUUGAGGAUGUUCGAGAGACAAUUGUGAGCUUAGAUAAUGAUGAUGAUGUUGAGGAACUAGGUGAUCAUGAGGACUUCCCAAAGACACCAGUCCAAUCAAGGACAAAUGGAAUGACCACCAAUCCAUUAGAAAAAUCAACAUCGGCUAUGCCAUCAAGGAAGAAAAAGAAAACCAAGGUUGAUACUGUGGAGUUAAUAGGUAUAACCGUGAAAGAAAUUGGUGUUGCAAUUUGUAGAGUUGAGGAAACCAGCCGCAAAUCCACAUAA